Hippocampus zosterae (dwarf seahorse) is the source of this 4373-nucleotide messenger RNA. It is a transcript of the gene kank1a, whose product is annotated as KN motif and ankyrin repeat domains 1a. The transcript has 12 exons. Lineage: Eukaryota; Metazoa; Chordata; Actinopteri; Syngnathiformes; Syngnathidae. Gene Ontology annotation, molecular function: protein binding. Gene Ontology annotation, biological process: negative regulation of actin filament polymerization. The record is from RefSeq and is a predicted model, not a curated record. Gene Ontology annotation, cellular component: cytoplasm; cytoskeleton. Bases 319 to 3795 code for a protein of 1158 amino acids.
ACACGCAAGCGAGCAAGCCAGCCUGCCAAGCGGACCAGUACAAAGAGAAGCCCGAACGUCGCACGCGGGACCUACCCGCGCUUCUGCGGAGUUUUACAAGUGGACGUUUCGGAGUUUGAAAGUUUUACCGGGCCGGCGGAGCCUUUCUUCGAGCCAGACGAGACCGAGCGGGCCAGCGCCGGUGUUGCGUUCACGUUCCGGUCAGGCAUCUCGAGCGAGGACACCUUGCAUCGGGGCGGGCGGCAAUCCGGGUUUGAUGCUGGGGCUGUCGUUGAUGGUGCUGCCGCGGGACUGGACUGAGCGCGCUGGGCGGCGACCAUGGCUCACGCGCUGCACGUGAACAGCAACGCUCCGGCACGAGACCAGAGAUGUUCGAGCCCCGAUAACGAGCGAGACCCCGCCUCUCCGUACUCUGUGGAAACUCCGUAUGGUUUUCAGUUGGACUUGGAUUUUCUCAAAUAUGUCGACGACAUCGAGAGGGGCAACACCGUCAAGAAAGUGAGCGUUCACAAGAAGCCCAAAGGGGGGGCCCGGCCGGCGGCGCCACAGCUGGACGCCGGGGCCGAAUGGACAUCCGCCGACUCGCUCUCGUCCUCCAACAGCGACGACAAGCAGUCGCCGGUCUUGGUCAGCCCCAAGGCCCGGCUGACGGUCACCCUCCAAAGGGCGGCGUGCGAAGCCGCACCCCCGCGGUGCUCCGCCGGCAUCGCUGAACCCAAGCCGCCGCCCCCACUGCCGCCGCCACCGCUGCCGCCCUCGCCCAGAUUGACGCCGCGCCACAACCCCCGCGUGGAGAAGACCCUGAUGGAGACGCGGCUUCGCCUGGAGCAGGAGCCGCCGGCGCCGCCCCGCCGCCGUCUGGGCUCCGGCGGCUCCCUCUUGUCGUACUCGGGCUCCGUGGGCGCCCCGCCCCCCCCGGCCCUCGAGGCUCCGGCCCGCAACGGAGAGUACAACCCUUACUACCCGCCGUCCGCGGGCGGCUCGCUCCGCCACAGCCCCCCGAGCUCCGGCGCGGCCACGCCGGCGACCAACGUCAGCCCCAUGCACCUUCAGCAGAUCCGCCAGCAGAUGGUCGUGGCCCUGCGCAGGCUGAAGGAGUUGGAGGAGCAGGUGAAGAGCAUCCCCAUCUUGCAGGUGAAGAUCGCCGUGCUUCAGGAGGAGAAGAGACAGUUGGCCGCCCGCUCCAAAGGCGCCGGCGCUUUCCGCAAGCGCUCCUGCAGCGUGGGCAGCGCCCAGCAGAUGGAGAGCCCGGCCCCCGUCCCCAAAGAGACGGCGCCGCGCCUGCCGGAGCCCGAAGCUCGCCACCUGGAAGACUUCCGCCGUCUGGCCGCCGAGGUCCAAGCUCUGGAGAGGACCGCCCUCGACACCGGCGAUUGCGAAAACCAGACCGGGAAGCGGGUCCUUCGAAAGUCCGUCGGCGUCGCGACCGACGAAAACAUGAACCACCUCCCAAUCGGGCGCGGGAGCGGCGGGCGCCGGGACGCGGCCGUGGCCACGGAGCGGCGGGAAACCCGCGCCGCUUCGGUGGGCGUCACCGAGACCAUGCUGGGCCUGUCGGGCGAGGCGGAGCAGGAGCUGGAGCUCCAGCGGCGGACCAUCGAGGCGCUGAAAGACAAGAUCUACCGCUCGGAGGUGCAGCUGAAAGAAGCCACCCACCGGCUGGAGAUGGCCAAGCUCAAGCUGGAGCUGCAGGCCGCCGCCGCCGCCGGCGGCGCCAACAAGAAGAAGGCCGACAAGGGCUUGAGCGUCAGGCCCGAGACCUACAGCGUCUGCGUGGAGGCCAAAGUCCCGGUGCGCAGCCUGGGCGUCGGGGACCGCCCGCUCUCGGAAUCCGGGAGCUCGUGCAGCGUCGCCGUCGGACCCGAUUUGGAGGGGGUCGGGGUCCGCGAGGUGGGAACCGACACGGCAGAGUCCCCGGAGCGCUCGGCCGUCGGCAAACCAAUGGCGGCGACGCGAUCGGUCGCCAGCGGCGACUGUCGGGCGGACGUCCGGACGGUGUCCCGAGGAACCGACCCGCCGGCGCUGGCGGCCAAAGCCGACUGCGGCGUCACCCAAGAGACCAAGACGGAGAUGCGAGCGGUCAGCAGCAGGUCCACCAACACCGAAACGCCGGCGCUGAGCGACUCCUUCACCAACACGGCCGCUGCCCAAACGCGAACGGUGGGCGCCGGAGAGGGCGUGAUCAAAGACCCGGUCUCGGUCGCCGUGGGGACCGAGUCGCUCCUCGCCCCGUCCGGCGCCGCCGAGACCCAAGACUUUGGCGUGGGGUCCGUCAGCAUUCACGACAACUUCCUGCUGGGUUUAGAAAGGCGCAACGUGGCGUGCGGGCCCUGGCGGCCGCCCGAAGCCGCCGGCGAGCGAGGCCCGGACCGAGGCCUGGACCACUACAUCGAGAGGGUGCAGAAGCUGCUGCGCGAGCAACAGACGCUGCUGGCGGAGAACUACGCCGAGCUGGCCGAGGCCUUCGGGCAGCCCCACUCCCAGUUUGGAUCCAUCAACAGCCAGCUGGUCAGCACGCUCUCCUCCAUCAACUCGGCCGUGAGAGGCGCCGAGUCCGAGGACCUCCAGGAGCUGGGGGCCCAAGUGGACGCCGCCGCCCGCUCAGAUGGCGCGCCCGAGACGCCAAUUGGGGAUCGGCAGCCGCAGCAGAUGAUGAGCGCAGCCGAGCAGAAGAGCCGCAUGGACUUGCAGAUGUCCACGGCGCUGCACGGUCAGCCUUGCGACGCCAACGCGCUCAAGUCCAUCAUGAAGAAAAAAGACGGGCCGGCCCACUGCGGCGGCGGCGGCGCCAAGAAGAACCUGCAGUUUGUGGGCGUCAACGGCGGCUACGAGACGACUUCCAGCGACGACUCCAGCUCGGACGAAGGCAGCUCCUCCGCAUCGGAGGACGAGGACGAAAAUGAGACGGAGGAGGAGAAGCGCGGCCGGGACCAGGCGCCGCAGAGGACGGCGGAAGCGAGUCCCGAACAGCCCGCGGAAAGGUACGAGCUCAGCGACAAGUUGUUGGCGGCGUGCAACGUCCUGAAAGUUCACCUCAGCAAGCCCGACGACGUCAGCGCCAAAGACCUGAGGGCGAGCGUCAACGCGGUGCAGCACGAGUGGUUCCGCGCCUCCAGCCAGAAGGCGGCGUCGGCGUCGGCGGUGGCGGGCUACCUGGCGGCGUUGGGGGCCGUCUCCCCCGACGUGCUGCGCCACGUGGUCAACAUGGCCGACGGCAACGGCAACACGGCGCUGCACUACAGCGUGUCGCACUCCAACUUUGCCGUCGUCGAGAAGCUUCUGGAAGCCGACGUGUGCAACGUGAACCAGCAGAACAAGGCGGGCUACACGCCCAUCAUGCUGGCGGCGCUGGCCGCCGUGGAGACGCCCGCCGACAUGCGCGUGGUGGAGGAGCUCUUUGGCAAGGGCGACGUCAACGCGCGCGCCAGUCAGGCGGGCCAGACGGGCCUGAUGCUGGCGGUGAGCCACGGUCGCAUGGACAUGGUGCGGGCGCUGCUGGCCAACGGCGCCGACGUCAACGUGCAGGACGACGAGGGCUCCACGGCGCUCAUGUGCGCCAGCGAGCACGGCCACGCCGACAUCGUCAAGCUCCUGCUGGCCCAGCCCGGCGCCGACGCCACGCUCAGCGACGGCGACGAGAGCAACGCCCUGUCCAUCGCUCUGGAAGCCGGCCACAAGGACAUCGCCGUCCUGCUUUACGCGCACGUCAACUUCUCCAAAGCGCAGUCGCCCGGAACCCCUCGGCUGGGCCGCAAGAUGUCGCCGAGCCCCACGCGCAGGGGCGCCUUCGAUUAGCCCCUCGGAGGCUGGCGUGAGCGCAUGGGAGGCUAGUUUUCGCUCGUCCGACUCAACAGCUACUUUUGGUCCGCUCCGAGACUCCCAAACUCCGAGGCUAGCGACUCUCAGGCUAGCAUUAGCAACUUGCGGGCUAGCAUCAGAGACUCUUCACGGCCUUAAUAGAACCCAAGUGGACACCUUUGCCCCCCCCUGCUCGCUCAUAUGGAUGUAACCGGCUGGUGCCUCACACCGUGCGUCUGGUGUUCCGCAAGGAUGCAAACAAGGUCACCCCCUUUUCUUUUUAAAUGUAAAUUGGCCUCCAAAUGUCUUUUUUUACCCCCCCCCCCACUUAUUGGGGCCCGAUGUAAAUAGUGCUGAUCUCCGGGCCGCGAUCAGCGACUCCAACCUCCCGACCCUUUGCUUCAAUUUCUAAAGAAAGACCACAUGUAUUUAUCAAAAGUAUACUUUGGAAAGCAUCUUUGUACAUAGCGUAUGUAUGCAGUGCAGUAUUUCGGUUGCCGCUUUCUGUGUCACGGACAUGAGCGUCAUUCUGCGCAAAACGUCAUCAUGUAACAAUAAAGAUCAAUCAAAGUCCA